Molecule: messenger RNA, 702 nt
Organism: Carcharodon carcharias (great white shark)
Lineage: Eukaryota; Metazoa; Chordata; Chondrichthyes; Lamniformes; Lamnidae
Gene: rpl18
Product: ribosomal protein L18
Exons: 7
Coding region: 88-654 (188 amino acids)
Biological process (GO): translation
Cellular component (GO): cytosolic large ribosomal subunit; ribosome
Molecular function (GO): RNA binding; structural constituent of ribosome
Source: RefSeq, a predicted model, not a curated record
GAGGUCAGGGGGAAAGGGGGCGGGGUCUGGCUACCCAGAAGCCCGCGCGCCGGCUCCGCCUCCUUCUUCUCGCUCAGCGACGCCAAGAUGGGAGUGGACAUCCGGCACAACAAGGACCGCAAAGUGCGGAGGAAGGAGCCCAAGAGCCAAGACAUCUACUUGCGGCUGCUGGUCAAGUUGUACCGAUUCCUGGCCCGACGAUCGAAUGCUCCCUUCAACAAGGUUGUCCUGAGGCGUCUCUUCAUGAGUCGCACCAAUCGCCCUCCACUGUCCCUAGCCCGCCUGAUCCGCAAGAUGAAGAUGCCCGGUCGCGAGGGCAAGACAGCGGUGGUCGUGGGUUCCAUCACGGACGACGUCCGCAUCUGGGACAUCCCCAAGCUCAAGGUGUGUGCCCUCCGAGUGACCGAUGUGGCUCGUCACCGGAUCCUGAAGGCUGGUGGCCAGAUCAUGACCUUCGACCAGCUGGCCCUGGCUGCCCCCAAGGGUCAAGGGACAGUGCUGCUCUCAGGUCCUCGUAAGGGCCGGGAAGUUUACAGACAUUUUGGACCUGCACCUGGAACUCCACACAGCCACACCAAGCCCUAUAUCCGUUCGAGGGGCAGGAAGUUCGAGCGAGCCAGGGGUCGAAGGGCCAGUCGAGGAUACAAGAAUUGAGCACGUUUUCUAUGUUCUAUUUUCUGUAUCAAUAAAUUCAAACCGAAA